Messenger RNA from Didymodactylos carnosus, 173 nucleotides. Lineage: Eukaryota; Metazoa; Rotifera; Eurotatoria; Philodinida; Philodinidae. The record is from the annotation of a GenBank genome assembly.
AUGUUGCGAUCCAAUGACCUGGAUUCAAUGACGGUCUAUCGUGGACAGAGCAUGACAGCUGGUGAACUACAAAACCUAACGGUAAGCGAGAAAAAAAAUGCGUUUAGCAUUGGCUGGUCACUGUUUUCUUGUAGAGUUGUAUCAAAGAGUUCCGUCAGAAAUAUCUUUCGCCU